GAUUUUUCUCUUCAACAUCAGAGAUUUCAACAACAUCAGAGAUUUGAAGUCUAAGCUUGAAUAUGAGCAAUUCAUCCGGAGCUACGAGUGGAGCAUCAAAUGUGGGACAGAGAAGAAGAGUUGUGGGUGUGCCGAAGAUGUGUUGGUGUGGAGCAAGUAUCUCGGCGAUCAUCUCCAAAUCCGCCGCCAAUCCAUACCGCCGUUACUAUCGUUGUGCUUAUGCUGCAUCACAUAAGCUUAUCGAUGAUAACCACACUUUCAAGUGGGUUGACGAAGCUUUGUUAGAUGAGAUAGAGAGAUUGAGUGUAAGAACGACUGCACUUGAACAAACCAUGUCCCAGAUUACAUCAGAGACUAUGGAUCACCAGAAGAUGAUUUUUGAGAGGAUGCAAAUGAAGCUAGAGAAAGAGAUUUUUGAGAGGGUAGAAGCAGAACUGUUGGAAUCCAAAUCAAGCAUGAAGAAAAUGUCGAUUGCUGUCAUCGUAGGGUGUAUGAUCAUGCUUGGUUUGAGUAAUGUGAUAGGCUGAAACGAGUGUAUUGGCUUGUUGUUGUUGGUCUUUGUUUGUGCUUCUUGUUUUGUUUUGUUCUUGUUGUUGUAAUGUCUAAUGAAACAUGAAAUUUGGUUCUUGUGCUUGUUA
Arabidopsis lyrata subsp. lyrata is the source of this 638-nucleotide messenger RNA. RefSeq lists its product as uncharacterized. The transcript is spliced from 2 exons. The record is from RefSeq and is a predicted model, not a curated record. Gene Ontology annotation, molecular function: zinc ion binding. Lineage: Eukaryota; Viridiplantae; Streptophyta; Magnoliopsida; Brassicales; Brassicaceae. Bases 63 to 527 code for a protein of 154 amino acids.